CCCUGGGGGGGAUAUUUUGUGCUACUUGUCUUCAUCUAUGAUUGUCGUUUGUCGUUUGUUGUUUCUGUUUUCAUUCCGAAUCCAUUUCAUUGGUAACAUAUUUGUACAAGUUUCUUACAAUUUCGUCCAGUUUAGUAGUGUUUGAACCAGUUCACAUACAAAAGUCGAUUUAAAAAUGAGUUCAGAAUCAACCCCAACGAAAACGUUUGCACAACAACAGGCAGAACGUAUGAAGAGGUUAAGAGAGCUCCAUCGCAUGCGAAAUGAGGCAAGAACCCACAAUCAUCAUGAAGUGGUGGCAGAGGAUGCUAGAAAUAAGAUGCCCCAGAACUGGGAAGCCAGGAAACGAAAGGCUGAAUGGAUUCUAAACGACCAGAAAGAACGGGAGGAGGCAUCAAAAAAUGGCGAAGAUUAUGAUAGAAAGAAGCUUUUGAAUUUGACUGCCAUUGAUGCUGAGCGUCUGGAAAGAAAAAAGAAAAAGAAGAACCCUGACCAAGGAUUCUCAGAUUUUGAAGCAGCUACACACAGGCAGUAUAACAGAUUAGUAAAGAACAUGGCACCAAAAGAUAUGGAACGUUAUGAGGAACAAAAAGAAAAACUUGGAGACGCUUUCUAUGCAGGUCCACACACUAUUGUGCACGGAUUACACCAAGACAGACCCGAAGCUAUAGACAAUCUUGUAAAAAGUGUAGAAGAUCAAAUUGCCAAGAGAAACAAGUAUUCUCGAAGAAGAAUGCACAAUGAUGACGCCGAUAUUGAUUAUAUUAACGAACGAAACGCCAAAUUCAACAAGAAGUUGGAGAGAUCUUAUGGAGAGCAUACAACCGAGAUUAAACAGAAUUUGGAAAGAGGAACAGCGGUCUAGAUGUUCUUGGUUUAGUAGAUGUGUGUGCAACCUUGAUUUUUGUACAGUAAACUAUAGAAAAAAGUGCAUUGGAUUUUAUAAUUAUGUUUGUACCUUUAGUAAAGUUGUUUAUUAUUGAGUUCUGAUAAGUUCCAAGUUUUGGCAAUACAUAUGUAUUACAAAAAAACAUGCCUUUCCUGUUUAUUUUUUUUAUGAAAAUAAGCAUUUAUUCAAAAAUAAAUAAUAAAUACAAUAUUUACAUUCAACUUAAAACUUAAAAAUACCAGCUAUGUUACAAAUUGUGUAUUUGAUGAGCAAUUUAUUUAAUCAAUAAAAUAAGUUAAACAGCA
Messenger RNA from Dendroctonus ponderosae (mountain pine beetle), 1194 nucleotides. Its product is annotated as pre-mRNA-splicing factor Syf2. Gene Ontology annotation, cellular component: post-mRNA release spliceosomal complex; Prp19 complex; catalytic step 2 spliceosome. The transcript is spliced from 3 exons. The record is from RefSeq and is a predicted model, not a curated record. Lineage: Eukaryota; Metazoa; Arthropoda; Insecta; Coleoptera; Curculionidae. The coding region runs from base 176 to 865 and encodes 229 amino acids.